CGAUCCUGAAUCUGGACAACACUGUGGUUGAUCUGGAGACGUUACAGGCGCUCUAUGAGAACAGAGCCCAGCAUGACGAGCUGGAGAAGAUCGAGAAACACAUGAAAUCCUCAAAAGACAAAGAGGGAAGCAAACCUCUGGACAAACCCGAACAGUUUCUCCAUCAGCUCUCUCAGAUUCCUGACUUCUCCGGACGAGUCUUCUGUAUUCUCUUUCAGUCCACAUUCACAGAGUGCAUCUCGUCCGUUCAGCGCAAGCUCCAGAUUUUGCAGAGAGUCUGCAAGACUCUUCAGAGCGGCUCCGGAGUGCUGCAGGUUCUCGGCUUGGUUUUAGCUUUUGGAAACUUUAUGAAUGGAGGAAACCGCACCAGAGGACAGGCGGACGGCUUCACGCUGGAUAUCCUUCCCAAGCUCAAGGAUGUCAAGAGCAGCGACAGCAGUAAGAGUCUGAUGUCGUAUAUCGUGUCUUACUAUCUGAGACACUUUGACGAGGACGCCGGCAGGGAGACGUGUGUGUUUCCUCUACCAGAACCUCACGACCUGUUUCAAGCAUCUCAGAUGAAGUUUGAAGACUUGACUAAAGAUCUGCUGAGACUCCGGAAGGAUCUGAGAGGUAAAGUCAAACGAAACUUCAGAUCUGCUCUGAUGCUCUCAGAUGGAUGAGUGUUGUGCUAAAAAGGUCUAUGGGUUAUUACUAACAGGUCUGUAGGUUAUUGUGGUGUAAAUCAGUGUAGUGGUGUGUGUUGCUAGGUGCUUAAGUAGUGCUUAUUAGUUUCUAGUGUUGUUAGACUGAAAAAAAGAGCAGCUAGUACUUCAAUGAGUUUGAAAAUACAAUGUGCACAGAAAAGAAUUGUAUAGGGUUUACUUUGAAUAAUUAAAAAGAAAUGGCAAGGAACACACUGGAUUAAAUAUGAAAUUGUAAAGUAGAAAUCAUUUCAAUAAUCUGUUCCACAGCUUUACAAGCAUUUAGUUUUACUGUGUGUGUGUGUGUGUGUGUGUGUAUAAAUGAACACAAUCAACACAAGAACUUUGAUCAGACAUCUGAAAUAAUUGAAAGCUGAAUCAUUCCUCACAGUGACGGCCACAUGUUAACCUGAGCGUUAUUAUUAGUGUGUGUGUGUGUGUGUGUGUGUGUGCGCUGUGGUCAGCCAUUAAUA
Molecule: messenger RNA, 1156 nt
Organism: Puntigrus tetrazona (Sumatra barb)
Lineage: Eukaryota; Metazoa; Chordata; Actinopteri; Cypriniformes; Cyprinidae
Product: formin-2-like
Exons: 6
Biological process (GO): actin nucleation; actin filament network formation; cortical actin cytoskeleton organization
Cellular component (GO): actin filament; cytoplasm; cytoskeleton
Molecular function (GO): microtubule binding; actin filament binding
Source: RefSeq, a predicted model, not a curated record